Helobdella robusta is the source of this 492-nucleotide messenger RNA. RefSeq lists its product as hypothetical. Bases 1 to 492 code for a protein of 163 amino acids. Gene Ontology annotation, molecular function: 5'-deoxynucleotidase activity. The transcript is spliced from 5 exons. Gene Ontology annotation, cellular component: cytoplasm. The record is from RefSeq and is a predicted model, not a curated record. Lineage: Eukaryota; Metazoa; Annelida; Clitellata; Rhynchobdellida; Glossiphoniidae.
AUGAAUUCCAGUUUAUUUGAAUUUUUUGUCCUCUUGGGCAAAUUAAAAACUACCAGAAGAACUGGAUGGGUUCGAUCCGGUGUAAACGAUCCAGAAAGCAUUGCCGAUCACAUGUACAGGAUGGGGAUGUUAUCCAUGAUCAUCGAUCCGUCGUCCGGACUUGACAAAGACAAGUGUGUCAAGUUGUCUUUGGUUCAUGAUUUGGCAGAGAGCAUUGUGGGAGACAUAACACCCAACUGUGGAGUCAGCAUUGGAAACAAAUAUUUAAUGGAAAAAAGUGCUAUGGCACACAUAAAGACUCUUCUACCACCAAAAAUAUCUGAUGAAAUUAUGGAUUUAUGGCAGGAAUAUGAGGAUCAGAAAACAGCAGAAGCAAAAUUUGUUAAGGACUUGGAUAAGUUUGACAUGAUCUUUCAAGCAUUUGAAUAUGAAAAAUGUCAAUCUAAUUUGAGUUUACAGUGCUUUUUUGAUUCUACAAAAGGUGUCUUUUAA